Molecule: messenger RNA, 1296 nt
Organism: Oncorhynchus nerka (sockeye salmon)
Lineage: Eukaryota; Metazoa; Chordata; Actinopteri; Salmoniformes; Salmonidae
Product: derlin-2-like
Exons: 7
Coding region: 99-902 (267 amino acids)
Biological process (GO): endoplasmic reticulum unfolded protein response
Cellular component (GO): Hrd1p ubiquitin ligase ERAD-L complex; endoplasmic reticulum membrane
Molecular function (GO): misfolded protein binding; ubiquitin-specific protease binding
Source: RefSeq, a predicted model, not a curated record
CCCUGACCAGGGCCCUUCUCCACCGAUUGCUCAGUUUGGCCAGGCGGCCAACUCUAGGACGAGUCUUGGUGGUUCCAAACUUCUUCCAUUUCAGAACGAUGGAGGCCACUGUGUUCUUGGGGACCUUCAAUGCUGCAGUCAUUUUUUGGUCCCCUUUCCCAGAUCUGUGCCUCGACACAAUCCUGUCUGAACUCUACGGGCAAUUCCUUCAACCUCAUGGCUUGGUUUUUGCUCUGAGAUGUACUGUCAACUGUGGGACCUUUUUGUAUAGACAGCAAUUAGAACUCAUCACACCCUUCCAACUAUACUUCAAUCCUGAUUUGAUACUAAGGAAUUAUCAGGUAUGGAGACUCAUAACCAACUUUUUAUUUUUCGGUCCAGUUGGCUUCAACUUCCUUUUCAAUAUGAUUUUUUUGUACCGAUACUGUCGUAUGCUGGAGGAGGGCUCUUUCAGGGGCCGCACCGCUGACUUUGUCUUUAUGUUCCUCUUUGGUGGCCUUUUGAUGACUAUAUUUGGCACCUUUGUGAGUCUGGUGUUCUUGGGCCAAGCCUUCACCAUCAUGCUGGUGUACGUGUGGAGCAGGCGCAACCCCAAUGUUCGCAUGAACUUCUUUGGUCUGCUGAACUUUCAGGCGCCCUUUCUCCCGUGGGUGCUCAUGGGGUUCUCUCUGCUGCUGGGGAACUCUAUCAUUGUGGAUUUACUAGGUAUCGCUGUGGGUCAUGUCUACUUCUUUCUUGAGGAUGUAUUCCCAAACCAGCCAGGUGGUGGCAGAUGGCUCAAGACUCCUUUUUUUCUUAAGAUGCUGUUUGACACUCCAGAAGAAGAUGCCAACUAUAACCCCCUUCCCGAGGAGCGUCCAGGGGGGUUCGCAUGGGGAGAGGGACAGCGCCUCGGGGGUUAACCUAGCCCCCCACCACAGGAUCACUUUAUUAUGGACAUUCCCUUAGCGAGACAGAGGGACAAACUUGGUCUUUUUUUCUUGACUUAUUUCUCUAGUUCUGAAUGGAGAACGCCAGUAUCCAACCAGAGCUUUUCUGAGAUUGGUGUGUGGCUUACAUCUCCCUCAAACUAUUCUAUAAGCCAGACUGUCACUUUAAGACCACAUGAGGACAUAACAACAGCAAGGGACUUUUGAUGGGGAACCUUUGGCUGUGUUGAGGUUUGGCUUUAUCUCUGGGGGAAUAUUGUCAAUAUGGGAAACUGAGGCAAAAAUCUGAAUUAAUUCAGAUCAGUUUUUUUUUUUCCAUUUUACUUCAAUAAAUAUAUAUAAUUAACGUGUGGCAUAUAUUGCUGGA